Messenger RNA from Cajanus cajan (pigeon pea), 509 nucleotides. The record is from RefSeq and is a predicted model, not a curated record. NCBI's taxonomy places the organism in Eukaryota, Viridiplantae, Streptophyta, Magnoliopsida, Fabales, Fabaceae.
GGGUUUAGCAGUUCUACUCAAACAAAACACGCAAUAGUCAAUACCAUGGCUUUCACGAUUUCAGGAGCUGAAUCAGAGGCCAACAAGUGUAGCCUAAAUCAUGUGGAGGAGAAGGAUUGUACCAUCUCGAGGCAACUCCAGUUGAAGUCGUCGUUAUCUUCCAAAGCCUCGUCUCAGAGCCUCAACAAAGAACAAGUCCUCCGUCGCAUUCGACACCGCAAGUCCCUAAACAGAAUCAAAGGCUCUUUUGAGGGUCUUUUGGGCAGCUCCAAAGGCAAUACAACCUCAACUCAAGACCAAAUGUGGCUCCAACAACAAGACGCCUUCUCUUCUCCUUAAAUACAACUAAUUCCCAUAUCACCAAUCACUCACUUGUCACUUUAUUCUUCCUAGUCCUACUGUCAUUUUUCAUUUGCUUAUUCAUAUCAAGUACUGAACUACCAACUGUAUCACCAUUCGACAAAUUGACACGCUAAAUAUAUGAUUCUACCACUACAAUUUAAUAAGCA